AUCCUACCUGCUGAUUGUUUCAGUUAAUAAACUUUCAGCACAGCUGCUUUGCAUAGUUCUCUGCCUAAUUGUGACUCAGCAGAAGCUGUUAGUAUAUUAACCUGCGCCAGCGAGCAGUCUCCCAGCAGUCGGAAAAGGUUCCAGAAAUACAGACGCCGUCUCUCCAUAUUCUCCCAACAAUGCCUGACUACGCCUUGAUCUAUUUCCCCGUCAGAGGAAGGGCGGAAGCAAUCAGGCUGCUGCUGGCAGAUCAGGGCAUCGACUGGGAAGAGGAUGAAGUACAGAUUGCAGAUUGGGUUUCGGGAAAAGAUGGCAGAAAGAAAGAUGCGGUUUUUGGUCAGCUGCCCGGGUUUCGGGAUGGAGAUUUUGUCCUGUAUCAGAGCAAUAGUAUUCUUAGGUAUCUGGGUAAUAAACAUGGACUGGAUGGGAGCGAUGCUCAUGAAAGAGCUGUCGUAGACAUGGUGAAUAGCGGAGUGGAAGAUCUGAGACAGAAAUAUGGGCGUUUUCUCUAUUUUGAAUAUGAAACGGGUAAAGACAAAUAUCUUGAGACUCUCCCUGCGCAACUGGAUCUGUUUGAGAGGAUCCUUUCAAAAAAUGCUAAUGGAUCUGCAUUCAUUGUGGGGAAUAAGAUAUCGUAUGCGGAUUAUAACCUGCUAGAUACCCUCCAUUGUCACAUUGAUUUGUCCCCAACGUGCCUUUCUAACUACCCCUUGCUCUCUGCUUAUGUGGAAAGACUUGUCUCUCGACCAAAACUCGCCAAGUACCUAAACUCUGACGUCUGCAAGAGGCGGCCUAUUACCCCUAAGCACAAAUGAAAAAUGUUAUUUAUCCAUUCAUUUACUGUAAUGUCUCAGCUUCUCGUAGUAGCUCCAGCAUCGAAAUCUGCAUUAGGGAUAAUUACAUGAAAAUAAAUACCAUUUAUAUAAGAAUAAA
Messenger RNA from Xenopus tropicalis (tropical clawed frog), 933 nucleotides. Its product is annotated as glutathione S-transferase P 1. The transcript is spliced from 7 exons. The coding region runs from base 180 to 815 and encodes 211 amino acids. NCBI's taxonomy places the organism in Eukaryota, Metazoa, Chordata, Amphibia, Anura, Pipidae. Gene Ontology annotation, molecular function: glutathione transferase activity. Gene Ontology annotation, cellular component: cytoplasm; mitochondrion; nucleus. The record is from RefSeq and is a predicted model, not a curated record. Gene Ontology annotation, biological process: glutathione metabolic process.